Messenger RNA from Microtus oregoni (creeping vole), 2168 nucleotides. RefSeq names its product PC-esterase domain containing 1B (gene Pced1b). Bases 592 to 1893 code for a protein of 433 amino acids. Lineage: Eukaryota; Metazoa; Chordata; Mammalia; Rodentia; Cricetidae. Gene Ontology annotation, molecular function: hydrolase activity, acting on ester bonds. The transcript has 5 exons. The record is from RefSeq and is a predicted model, not a curated record.
CCCCGCGCGCUCGCACCUUCCCUCCUGCUCCCGGUGGGCGGCAGCCUCUCAACUUUGGCGACUUUGGAGGCGGCGGCGAAGGAGCAGUGUCCUCGGCUCUCGCUCGGCUGCAGGUAAUGAGAGGCCCUCAGAUCCCAGAGGACACCACAAAAGGAGAAGAGUCAAGAAAGUGGGGAAGACCCUGUCUCCAGCAACCAUGGCAAGGAUGACUCGGCAAUGAGAGCAAAGCUGAACGGAGCUCCUCUCCCUUUUCUCCUUUGGCCUUCCUUCCUCUUUCCUCCCCUGCGCCCAGCGAUGGAGGGACUGGACAAUAGGCUCUUCCUUGCGCGGACACAGGCCACCGGAAAUGGCAUCACCUCCCCAGACACUGCCUUAUGAACGUUCCAACACCCAGCGUUGAACUUAUUUACCCCGAAGACAGUCUGGGCCAUUCAGAUCUACAGCCAGGAAAGGACUCUCUCUAGGGACAAGAUCUGGAAUCAACAGAGAGACACCUUUUUUAAAAAAAAAAAUACCACCAGGGGUUUCAAUGACAAUUCCCAGACCCAGCUUGUGCAAAAGAGGGAGCUAAGAGGCGCCACACAGGGCAUCAUGGUUCGCCUGUUGGCCUCCGAAGUUCAGCAGCUUCUCCAUAACAAGUAUGUGGUCGUCCUUGGGGACUCUGUACAUAGGGCGGUGUACAAGGACCUGGUGCUCCUGCUGCAGAAGGAUUGCCUGCUCAGUCACAAGCAGCUCAGAACCAAAGGGGAGCUGACAUUUGAAAAGGAUCAGCUGAUGAGGGGAGGCGAGCUGGACACCCUACACAACCGCACUGACUACCGCGAGGUGCGCGAGUUCUGCUCCGACCAUCAUCUGGUGCGCUUCUACUUCCUCACACGCGUCUAUUCUGAGUACAUGGAGAGCGUCCUAGAGGAGCUGCAGUCGGGCACGCAUGCCCCAGAUGUGAUCAUUAUGAACUCUUGCCUCUGGGACGUCUCCAGGUAUGGGCGGAAUUCCUUGAGUAGCUACAAGCAGAACCUGGAGAACCUGUUUGGGCGCAUGGACCAGGUACUGCCCAAGUCAUGCCUGCUAGUGUGGAACACUGCCAUGCCUUUGGGUGACAAGAUCAAGGCGGCCUUCCUCCCUCAGAAGUGUAAGGGCCAGUACCGGAUCUCGGUGGCCACCCUGAAAAAAAGAGUGAGCCAGGCCAAUUUCUACAGCCAUGCCGAAGCAACAAAGCGCUGCUUCGAUGUGCUGGACUUAAAUUUCCACUUCCGUCAGGCCAAGAAGCAUCUGCAAGGAGAUGGGGUGCACUGGAAUGAGCAUGCACACCGCCGGCUCUCCUACCUGCUGCUUGCCCACAUGGCUGAUGCUUGGGGGGUGGAUCUGCCCCACCGAGACCCAUGGGAGCCUGGUCCUGUCGUGUGGGAAGGUCCAAGUCAGGUAGAAGAAUGGCAGCCCCAGGUCAACAGAGGUCCCCAGGCCUUUGCCUUGUCUCCACCCAUGCCUCUUCCCAGGCCACGCCCACUGUUCCCACCCCCUGGCUUGCCCUUAAGGCCCCCCCCACCCCUCCUAGCAUGUUCCCUACCCCCACCUCAGGCGACACCCCCAUUACCACACUAUCCACAAGAUGCCUAUUUUUCCUCAGACCAUGUUUUCCAGUCAGAUGAAUUCUAUAUUCAUUCAGAUGACCCCCCACCUACCCACGGAGGAUAUACCUUUGAGGGUGACUUUAGUUUUUAUCCCCAACCACCCGUGCCCAACUUCCGCCCACCCUGUUACCAGCGCCAGGCCCCUGUGGUACAUAGGGGUUUCCCAAGGCAUCUUGCUCGCGGCCCCUAUAUGCCCUGGAGAGAGAGGCCCAGGCGACCACAAAGACAUGCCCCAGCCUGCCUAGAGUCAAGGCCUCAGUAGUCUGACUUAAAUCCCUUUACCUCUGGGUGGGGCUAUGUGAUAUUGACUUUCCCUUUCACGUCCUAGUCUCCACACACUGACCUUGCUACUUAAGCCCAGCUAGUCCCAUCUUGGAAGUCUCUGUGUUCACUGCUGUUAGAGACGAGGAAUAGCACACUGGCCCACUCCUGCUGCCUGAGGAGGUCUCCUCUCUCUGAGUGACCAAGCAAGCAUUCUUACUACCUCCCCCCCGCCCAUCGCUAUUCUUGUUGCCUUUUUGUAAAAAUAAAAUUGAA